Fonsecaea erecta is the source of this 1284-nucleotide messenger RNA. Its product is annotated as cAMP-dependent protein kinase type 2. The coding region runs from base 1 to 1284 and encodes 427 amino acids. The record is from RefSeq and is a predicted model, not a curated record. Gene Ontology annotation, molecular function: ATP binding; cAMP-dependent protein kinase activity. The transcript is spliced from 4 exons. Lineage: Eukaryota; Fungi; Ascomycota; Eurotiomycetes; Chaetothyriales; Herpotrichiellaceae. Gene Ontology annotation, cellular component: cAMP-dependent protein kinase complex; nucleus. Gene Ontology annotation, biological process: peptidyl-serine phosphorylation.
AUGCCGACCUUUGGAGGUCUCCUCAAAAAAAAGAAGACCAAAGAGUCUUCUGACGACAAACCUGCGCAAUCAGGCGGCGGCAGUUAUCAGCCCAUUCAAUACAAGUCCUCCCAAAAGACCGACACCACAUCGCCUGUCUCUUCCAGGACUACAGGCGCCUCCGAUGCACCCUCUCAGGCCACCACCGCUGUGACCACCACCUCCACUCCAGAACCUCAUGCCAAGACAGUCGAAAGCAACGGCGGUGUCGACAUGAACGCUGCCGCCGUCGUCAGCCCUACCGGGGGCGUGGUGGAUUCUAAGCCAGUACAGAGACAAACAAAGGGCAAAUACACCCUCUCGGACUUCGCGAUCCAGCGGACCCUGGGUACGGGCUCGUUUGGGCGGGUGCAUCUGGUGCAGUCGAAACAUAACCAACGCUUCUAUGCCAUCAAGGUCUUGAAGAAGGCCCAAGUGGUCAAGAUGAAACAAAUCGAGCACACCAACGACGAGAGACGUAUGCUGCAGCGGGUCAAGCACCCCUUCCUCAUCACGCUCUGGGGCACGUUCCAGGAUUCGAAGAACCUGUACAUGGUCAUGGACUUUAUCGAAGGUGGAGAGCUUUUCAGUCUGCUUCGAAAGUCUCAGCGCUUCCCCAACCCCGUAGCCAAGUUCUAUGCCGCUGAAGUCACAUUGGCGCUCGAAUAUCUGCACGGACAGAAUAUCAUCUACCGCGACCUGAAGCCCGAAAACCUGCUUUUGGACAGGCACGGCCAUGUCAAGAUCACGGAUUUUGGGUUUGCCAAAGAAGUGCCCGACAUUACCUGGACCCUGUGCGGUACUCCGGAUUACCUGGCCCCCGAGGUUGUGGCUUCAAAAGGGUACAAUAAGUCAGUGGACUGGUGGUCUCUAGGGAUCUUGAUCUUCGAAAUGCUUUGUGGAUUCACCCCGUUCUGGGAUGGAGGUUCUCCUGUCAAGAUUUACGAGAACAUCCUCAAAGGAAGAGUCAAAUAUCCUCCCUACAUCCAUGCCGAUGCUCAAGACCUCCUGGUUCAAUUGAUCACAAAUGACUUGACCAAGAGACUGGGCAAUUUGCAUGGCGGCCCCGCAGACAUCAAGAAUCAUGCCUGGUUCGCAGAGGUCACCUGGGAGCGACUAUUGAAGAAAGAUAUUGACGCCCCGUACGUUCCACCAGUGAAAGGCGGAGCUGGUGAUGCCAGUCAGUUCGACAAAUACCCCGAGGAGACGGAAGAAUAUGGCAAGAAAGGAGAGGACCCGUUCGGCCAUUUUUUCGUGGACUUUUAA